CGAUCUGAUUAGCAAAGUUUCAAACAACACACGUAAAAGUGCAUUUUAGUCAUAUUUUACACGUCAUAAGCUUGAGGCCAAUUGAGCAUAGAAAAAAAGAGCAAGAACCGUUCUACGAAGAUAAUUAUUACAUAAAGUUCAACCGACGCUUUCACGCGUAAUUCGAUAAAAAGAAGAUUGCGUGUUGGUACUCAGAAACCGACGUUAGCUAGCGAUAAAAGAAUCCAACGUUUGUGGUAAACUAGACCUUGGCAAAGAAUAAUUGAGCUAGGUCAAGAAGUUUUCCACAUCGACGAUUUGAGAUUCCAAGAGGUUCGAUUAUUACCGACGCGCGCCGCAGUUGCGGCAAAUGCAGCAAGAAUACUGUGCGCGGGAAAUCACACACACGUAGGAAAACAGAUAGGCGGUACUGUGGACAUAGUAGGAAGGGUGGCAGUGGUAGUGGAUUCGAGCUCGCACCUAGCUGAGAAGUAUACUGUAUCGGCUACGCGGCAUUUGGACUUCAGCUGUUCCCUUGCGCAGUCUGGCAAGGGUAGUUGUUUAGUACAUUGAAGAAGGAAACCUGGCCGAGAGCCAAUCCUGGUUAUCAUAAAAACCUAUAUUUUCCACUCGCAUCAAGGUCGCACUGAAAAUAAGCUUAGCGGCGCUUUGCUUAUCUGUCAACGGUAAACGAUUUGGUGACGAAAAAAGACGAGGUAGGAGUGAUCAGACGCAAAAAAACCUUACCAGAGGAAACAUCGUUUUGCGACGGAGAGAAUCCUCAAAUAUCAAGUCAACGAAAAAAAGUAGAGAAAGACAGAAGAAAGUCGAUAGGACGUUCUGAGAAUUUGGCUGCAGGUAACAAGUGAGGUUCUAUCAACCACCCGGCGAAUCGGCACACUGAGCAACACCGGUGACAGAACACGAACAGUUUCGGAGGUGACUGCCAAAAUGUCCAAUUCCCGGAGACAGAUGAUGCUACCGUGGCCUCUGUGCGUAGGGCAAGAACGCAGGUUCUUCCCAAAAACGAAGAACCGGGCUGUUCUUCCCCAACAGUACUCAAGGGUGCCAUCAGUUGCAAGAUCACGGACGAGCAGUUCCGGGACAGAGUCCCAACUAGACUGCUCUUCGAAUACAACCCUCCUUACAAAUGCGAGCCCGUUCAACAGCCAGACGGCUUUGAUCACAGAGAAAAAAUUGUUAAAUCCCGGCAACAUCGUCGCCAAUACCAACAAUCAUUACUAUGUACAGAAUUUAAGGAACAACCAGAAGGCCCUUAACGGGUCGCGCUUGUACGAUCCUCUCGAAAGGGACCACGAUCAUAAUUACAAACAAGUGGAUCCGUUGCUAGUCGAAUCUUCCUACACGAAUAUCAAAACGAUCAAGGCAAGCAUGACACCCCAAGACAGCAAACCGUUCAAGGAUGAGACCACCGAUAGACGACCAGAAUAUGAAUUUCAGGAAGCGAAGUCGUCGUCCGUGCCGUAUCUCACACAGGUGGUCGCUGCCCUAUCGUUGUCACUGGGCUCUCUGGUGGUCGGUUACUCGACAGCCUACACCUCCCCAGCUUUGGUGUCGAUGCGAGCUGACAACAACACUUCAUUCGAAGUGAGCACAGAUAUGGGUAUGUGGAUAGGAUCGAUCAUGCCAUUGAGCGCUCUUGUUGGAGGUAUAAUUGGUGGUCCAUGUAUCGAGUACAUUGGGAGAAGGAACACUAUCCUUGGCACGGCUGUACCAUUCAUUGUAGCUUGGCUGUUCAUCGCUCUCGCAUCGGACAUCGCAAUGGUACUGAUCGGCCGCGCUCUUUGCGGUUUGUGCGUUGGUAUCGCUUCGUUAUCUUUGCCAGUAUACCUCGGUGAAACGAUUCAAGCCGAGGUACGAGGCACUCUCGGCCUCUUACCAACAGUGUUUGGUAACACAGGAAUUCUAGUCUGCUUCAUCGCUGGGAUGUACUUAAACUGGAGAAGUCUCGCAUUGCUCGGUGCUAGUUUACCCAUACCAUUCUUGGUUUUGAUGUUCAUCAUCCCCGAGACUCCAAGGUGGUACAUCUCUAAGGGAAAAACGAAGAGAGCCCGUAAAGCAUUGCAAUGGCUUCGCGCCAAGGGUGCUGAUAUCAGCGAGGAAUUGACCGCCAUCGAGAAGAUGCAUAUAGAGAGCGAACAUACCGCAUCGCAGCAAGGCGCGAUCGAGCAACUGUUCAAAAAGCAUAACAUGAAGCCGCUUUUAAUAUCUCUAGGCCUGAUGUUCUUCCAACAAUUUUCGGGAAUCAACGCUGUCAUCUUUUAUACCGUCUCAAUUUUCAAAGACGCGGGUAGCAGUAUCAACGAGAAUUUGGCUACGAUCAUAGUGGGGAUAGUAAAUUUCUUGUCGACAUUCAUUGCGGCGGCCGUUAUCGAUAGACUCGGCAGGAAAAUGUUGCUAUACAUAAGCGGUGUCUCGAUGUUCCUGACGUUGUUCACUUUCGGCACAUUCUUCUAUGUAAAGAAUGCUAUUGGAGCAGAUGUGUCAUCAUUCGGUUGGAUACCACUGGCGAGUUUGAUCAUUUACGUGAUCGGGUUUUCCUUGGGUUUCGGGCCAAUUCCGUGGCUUAUGAUGGGCGAGAUCUUACCAGUUAAAAUCCGUGGUUCAGCCGCGAGUAUCGCAACCGCUUUUAAUUGGUCCUGCACAUUCAUUGUGACCAAAACUUACGAAGAUCUGACAUCUGUAAUCGGUGGGUACGGUGUAUUCUGGAUGUUCGGUACAAUCGUUAUGAUCGGUUUCAUUUUCGUGAUCGCCUGUGUGCCAGAGACAAGCGGGAGAUCACUAGAAGAGAUCGAGAAACGAUUUGCCGGACCCGUUAGGAGAAUGAGCGCGGUCGCCAACAUGAAGCCGACGCCGAUGGCCGUUUAAAUCGUUCCUCUUCUCUUACGCUCUCAAUAGCCAAUCAGUCUUUUUGAUCGACGAGCAAUUUGCGCCGAUAGUGUUUAGCUUCGUCUCGGAGCAAACGAGAUUCGUAUAGUUCCUUCCUUUUGUCGAUAUUGAACGAACAGGAAUAUGACUAAGAAUUGUCUUCCACAUCGAUUCUUCUCCUUCUUCCUUCUAACUUGAGUUCUGUUGUUUCUUCUCUCCAAGUUUAUGCCUUCGAAUAGGCGAAUAUUUGUCCACCUUGUUAUUAGCAGUCCAUGCUCCGUUUAAUGGAGCAAGAAUUUAUUUCAGAAGGAGAAGGGAGAGCGAGGAUUUCGAUUUGUUGUAUUUAUUUCACACGCUUACAGUUUGUCGAUUCUAUUACGAUUUAUAAAUCGAGAAUCUCUAGGAAGGGAAACGAUCUGUCGAACAAGAUGCGGGUUGAACAUCCGGUAAAAUGUUAUAUAAUUCUAUUAUUAUAGUCUUUACAGGGUCUACCUCAAAAAUACUUUUCCUAAAAGUAUACGAGUAAGUUAAACGAAGAGCGAGAAUUAUUUAAUUAAUGUGCAAUGUGUGUACAGAUUUGAAGAUACUUACGAAAGGAUCGCCUCAAGUGGCCUAAACGAAUACAAUUGAGAGGAAGAAAAAAGAGAGUGACAAUGAGUGAGUGAGUGAGUGAAUGAGUAAGUCAAUAAAUGAGUCAGUAAAUGAGAAGAAGAAAAGGGGAACGAAACUGAUCUAUACACGGUGAUCGAACGAAGCUGUCAAUUUCGUUCUCUGCUAACCGCUACAAUAAAAAUUCCAUACCGACGAGCAAGCUAUUGUUUUGUGUGUAUAUUUAUCGUGAUCGUCGUCGACGAAUUGUACAUAUGUAUCUAGUUACCGAUUUGCGUCACCGGGGCAAUUGCAUCAGCUAUCAACGAAUUAAGUCGUAGGUUAUAGUUAAGAAAUAGGGAUAAAAAUAAUCCGAGUAUAUUUUUCCAUUGUCAAAGUCGGUAUAAUUGAAGUUUAGAUAAAAUAGGAACCCAAUGAACAAAGCGACACAAAACAUAAUGCACAAUCGCGUGCGCUGUCUCUCGCGUACUCCACAUAUGAAAUUUAAAUGUUUUAUAUUUAUUACAUAUAAGUCUACGUAUACGUUUUUCGUGAACUGUUUCUAUUAUUAUAUAUUGUAACGUGAUAGAGGCACACGCUCUUAGUAUACUUUUUAAUUAUUUAUCCUGGUAAUCAACUGAAUUUGAAUCACAAGCGUUCACUCCUCAACGUUGAUCGUUGAAUCAAAAUUCGUACAAUCUUCUAAAUCUAUUCGUAAUUUCUUCUUGUAAUAUUCUUUUUUUAAAUUGUCUUACGUGGUAACAUUAUUCCGAAUUUUACGAUCAGUAGUAGGAAAAUGUAUACCGUACUCUGGUUUCAUGCACGCCGAUACCGAGUUCAAACAUUACUCUUUUACAUGCACACUCUUUUGUCUACCAUACAGGAGAAUUGUAUAAUGCAAUUUCAUCUUUAUUACUUACUGCUGGCUUAUAUUUAUUUGACGAAAUUUGUAUUGCGUAUCAUACUUACAGGCCUAGGGUACUUGUCGAAUUCCGAGACACUGUUCAAUGAAAACGUCUUAAAAACUUUUAUUUUGCUACUCGCGUUCAGUUUACAUAUACAUUUGUUAAGUUAUUGAAAUAUAUUGUUUUACAACGAAA
Ceratina calcarata is the source of this 4556-nucleotide messenger RNA. RefSeq names its product trehalose transporter 1 (gene Tret1). Gene Ontology annotation, biological process: transmembrane transport; carbohydrate transport. Lineage: Eukaryota; Metazoa; Arthropoda; Insecta; Hymenoptera; Apidae. Gene Ontology annotation, cellular component: membrane. The transcript has 7 exons. The coding region runs from base 931 to 2868 and encodes 645 amino acids. Gene Ontology annotation, molecular function: sugar transmembrane transporter activity. The record is from RefSeq and is a predicted model, not a curated record.